ACUGGGCUGGGCUGUCCCAUUGCGCGGGCCCUUACUCGACAAAGACAAGACUCCAGUAUCGUACCAGGUCAAGUUUGUUAACACCUGCAUUUAUUUACAUUUACAUCUCUGUCUUUCGUCUGAGUCUUAGUUUUGGUCUCAGGCGUAGGCUUCUGUUUUGGACUUAACGUUCUCGACUUCAUCCUUAUCCCUGCUUUCUCCUUGCUCAGGUACAGAUACAGAUACAGAUACAGAACUUGUUACUGCUUCAAUGGACAUGCUCGUUGCUUGUCUUUGUUGCCCUUCUCUCUCAAUUCCGUCCAUUCGGGACAGCCGAUAUCUAACCCAGCCAGUCGGCGCGAGCCCGACUUGACUACGGCGGCUCUCUCACUCCAUUCAGCGUCUUCCUCGACCGCCCUUGUUCAUCUUGAUCUUGCCUUACACCCCCGCUAUCAAAAUUGAAGAGCACCCUCCACCGAUUAACAAGAACCUCUCGCUCGGUGCUCAGCGAGAAGCAAAGGCUAGAAGGUUGUAGCUAAUAUUGCUUCUGCUUGUUCACACUAUUACGUCGCCUAUACCACUACUUCCAACUGAUAUAACGCCCCAAUCACCAUCACGUUUUCUGUCUUAUUGCUUCCGCGCCAAAUCUCUCACUCUGGUGAUCUUCUGGCGCAUAUUGCGAAGACCAAGGCAGGCGGAGAAUUCUGGUUAUGGAAAUCUACCGGAACCCUUGAUUGACUUAGCAGCCACUCUAAAAUCCGAACCAGGGUCCUACUGCCCUGUCACCAACCCUGAUCCAUCCAAGCUGCAUCUCAGUCGCGCUGCCACUCAGAGAGAAGGUUUUAUUGCAUACAUAGUCUCACAAAAACCAAGCGUAGGCCACCGAACAGUCUCCGUCCACAGCCCGAUCACUUGUGUUCACGGCCUCCCGGCCAGCAAGGGGCCCGAAUAUACUUACUCACCCGCCCUACCUCACCCGGUUCCGCCUCUUAGGUUCCGGCCCUGAGUAUCUGCGGUUGGCCGCUUCCGUCUCGACCUCCCAACUGCACGGCUUGACGCUGUAUCACCAGGACCUCUCCAAGAUCGCAUCUUUGUAGUAUCACGGUGCAGCAUCUCGUCUCACGCCUCCUCGCUUUGGCACUCGCUUGUCGCUUCUUUGAUCCCUGACUCGCUACCGUUGAAGUGUUCCUUCACAACCGUCAGCCUAUCAUCUCGAAUGCCCUUGGUAACUUCUGCUCCUCUGCCACCUCAGCUCCGCAGAUCUUAGAAGCGGGGCACCUCUCCAUCAAGAUCAGCUACAACGACCUUACAGCUCGCAACUCGAAAGAAGGGGUUGUCGGACUGGUAAGAAGCUGUUGAAUUUGCACCUGGAGCUUAACAAGAGAUACUUCUUUGUCCAGGUCAGCUAGAUCUUGACCAGUGGUCAUUGACGACAACUGGAAGUUAGCUCAGAUCAAAUCUGCUUGUAUCGCAAAGACAGAUCAAGACGACAAACCCAGAGUGUAUCUUUGUUGUUUCUAGCUCAGGGUUGGAGUUCCUGUCUGUCCAGCCAACUAAUCCUGUAGCAACUUUGCCCUCAUGGUCAUCAAGGGAUCCGUCUCCGAUUCAGCUUCCGUCCCGCUCGGCCAACGCCGCGGCAUCUCAGACCUGGCGCAAAUUGCCUUAGACCUGGCCUGGGUAUCCGAGAGCGCAGAGCAAGACUCUUUUGCUCGAUAUCGAGCAUAUCCCUCUCCACCCAUGUCAGGAUCUCCGCCCCUCCCCCCGAAGCAGCCCCAAGACGCUGGGGAUCGAGGGCAAGCACCAGCGGGUUAUUCAGCUUCUAGCCAGCCCGAUACUUACUGGGGCAACUCAAAUCAACAAUUACCGACUGAUCACCGAGGACCUGCCAAUAUGCAGACUGCGCUUCCUAGAUUAUUCCAACCAGGGCCCCCAGACGCACCACCGUUUUCAUAUCGAAGGACAGAAGAGAUCGUACCUCGACCUGUUUCGUACAUCCAACCAGGGGGACCAUCUAUGCCCCAGUCAUCUGGUUAUAUUCCUCCGGGAAUUCCUGGGGCACCUUCGUCUUACACGUCAUCUGUUCGCCCGUCAAUGGUUGAGAACCAGCCUAUGACUUCGCCAAAAUCGCAGAGGAAAACGAAAGGUCAUGUGGCCUCUGCAUGUGUCCCUUGUAAACGAGCGCAUCUUCGCUGCGAUGCACAACGUCCAUGUUCGAGAUGUAUCACGAAUGGGAAGGAAGAAUCAUGCGUCGAUGUUCAACAUAAGAAAAGAGGACGACCGCGACUAAGAGACGAUCGUGAAACUCGCUAUGAUCCAUCCAGAUUUCCUCAUCCGCAAGAUACUACAGCAAGGCGACCAUUGAGCAUAUACCCUUCGGGCGUUCCAAUAGGACCUGGGGAACAUAUGAAUCCGAGAUAUCCUGAGCGAGGGCCCAAUAUGGACGCUCCCACUUUCCCACCCCCUUUAUCGGUCGGGCCUCGAGGAGCAGACCCUGUUGCUUUCUUGAACAUGAAGAUGGAUUUUGCGAAGGCAUCGCCAGCUUUUAUGGAAGCUGUAGGCCAUGUGGAACUCCAGGGACAGAACUUGGGGGAUGUCGUUAUUCCUGCGGAGAGGGAGAAAGUUGUGUCGAUUAGAAGUCAACUGAUCGAGGAGCAAACACGGAAGGAGCCGAACUAUUUACCCCCAAUCCUUUCUCGACUCGACCAUAUCAUCCAGGGACUUGGGUUUGGCGCAGAGGAUAUCGGACGCUUCCAACUCGACCGAAAUGAAUACCUAACUUUCAGAGCUGCUGAUGGACAACCGAGACAGUAUCCCGUUCGACUCGGACUCGAGAAGGAGGGCUCGAUCUACGUCGUUGUCAUAGUCCUGAGCUUACCACCCCGGCAUGCGUACCCUUUACCUUCUUCGCCUGCCACCAGAGAGGCUUCGCAUGCGUAUGGUUCUCAGCCGCCAACUCCACAGUCUCUGUACAGGACACCGGUGCCGCCAGGGCCACUCUUCGAUAUGCCCAGAAGUCGAUUCAACGAAGUCCCACUGGUAUCUCGACCGGCUGCUGUUCCCCCAACACAGUUGCCUGCCAACAUAAAUCCUGGAGUUGCUGCUGGGGCGGGUUCAACUUCGUAUGCUGCAUCACCAAGUCAUACAGAGUAUGGAGGACCCCCGUCAUAUAAUGUUCCCCGAAGCGAACUGCCCCCUGCAAGCGUGUAUCGACCUCAAGCAGCUUUUCAGCUCCCACCAAUUCGAGCUCAGCCAGGACCAGAGCAGCCUCGGCCACGGACACGCGAGGAAAGGUCCAACCGAGUUGAUAUUGGCGGUCUGAUCGACAAGCCCGAUGACCCUGAGCGGCGGCGAUAAGUGUUGUUGAUAUUUGCAUAGAUGGAACUUGGAUCAUGUGGAGCGUCCAGAUACAUGGCUUGUUUGAUUUUUGUUGUUUUGAUUUUAGUGCGGCGGGAUUUUGUGUCAACCAAGACACCACAUGUACUAUAAUCCUCUUGUUAUGAUUGUGUCUUGUGUAUCGUUACGUGUAUGAGAGCGAGAAAGGAGGGUGAAUACGGCCUGGUGGUGUCGCUGAGGCAUCUGUGCAUUUGCAGCCGGCGGCGUUAGGUUGGGGAGAGCGACAACAGUUUUGCAAUGUCGAAUAUAUCCAUACAGUUGGGUUCAGCUAGGCUGCUCUUUAUUGUUAGACAGCUUUGUGUGAGCAGAGAAUUGGGGUUUAGUUGAGUUUGAAUGCGUUGUGGUAUGUGAAAGAACGGGCAAACGAGGUCAGUGAUGCGUUGUGGUGGGACUGGACAUAGAAUAAGGCCGGCGGCAUGUCUUGCCUGGGCUUGAGGAAUAAGACUCGGCAAAACAGAGGAGAGUGAGUCAGAUUAUGCAAGAGGAAAAGAAGAGGAUGUGAAUGCCGGACGCGAUACAAUGAGUAAUAGCACGUGUUUGGUAACACAGACAGAAGCACAGGCAUGAGCAUUACGGGUGCCAGAAGGUGUUACAGUGCGGCGCUGAUGUGAUGUGACAAGGACAAGGACAAGGCAGGCCAGGGAAGGGUCUUUAAAAGCCAAUGAGAGGUGAGUGCAACGGAUAUGUGCAGCACAAUUCGGAUAUACACAGAAUCAUGGAUCCAAUAGAAGGAUGUGAUGUGCGAGUCAAUACCCAAAUCUGGCUCUGUUGAUGUGCGAUUCGCAGGGGGUUCCUGGGGGGCGUGUGCGUUUAAAGAGAUGUAUUCAAUGUUAAGGUACCUUGCCUAAAUUUUUAAAAUUAAAUAUUCUCCGAGUCCGUUAGUUCAUCCGCAUCCGCAUCUGCCUGCCGCACCGUCCGCCCCCCCCCCGUUAUCCGUCCGCGCAUGGAACGUUACGGCAGUUGGGGAGACGGC
Molecule: messenger RNA, 4345 nt
Organism: Fusarium odoratissimum NRRL 54006
Lineage: Eukaryota; Fungi; Ascomycota; Sordariomycetes; Hypocreales; Nectriaceae
Exons: 4
Coding region: 1558-3333 (591 amino acids)
Biological process (GO): regulation of DNA-templated transcription
Molecular function (GO): DNA-binding transcription factor activity, RNA polymerase II-specific; zinc ion binding
Source: RefSeq, a predicted model, not a curated record